AGGCAACAACUGAAACGGAGGACGAGGGAAGAGCAGGACAGGGCUCCCGAAAAUGGUGGGAAGGGAGCCGAGGAGGAGAACAGAGGGCUGGGACGGAAAAGGGCGGAGGAGGGCAGGUGGUGGGCGAAGCCCCGCAGCACAGCGCCUCCGACACCGCCUCACCGCUGCCCGCCGCCGCCCGCCGCCGGGCUCAGCACCCGCUCUUGUGAGCCAUCCUAAAAGCCACACAGAAGCUGAGCUACAGCCCGCAAAGGAGGCCCUGCUGUUGUUGGGUGGCAUUGCUCUCUCCUGCCUUGCUUUGGAUCUCCUCUUCCUCCUGUUCUACUCUUUCUGGCUGUGUUGCCGCCAACGCAAAAGUGAAGAGCAUCUGAAUGCAGACUGCUGCUGUACAGCCUGGUGUGUCAUCAUUGCAACGCUAGUCUGCAGUGCUGGCAUCGCCGUUGGCUUCUACGGAAACGGGGAGACCAGCGAUGGCAUUCACCGGCUGACCUACUCCCUGCGGCACGCCAACCGCACGGUUGCGGGGGUCCAGGACCGGGUGCUCGACACUGCAUUUGCUCUGAACCAGACAGCAGAGCCCAACCUGGUGGUCCUUGCAGAGAUGUUCUCCAAGCAGACGGAUUACCUGCAUGUCGUCCAAAAGCUCCAGGGACUCUUGGAUGAGCUGGUGAGGCAGACAACCGAGAUUCCUUUCUGGAAGAAUGAAGAGGUGUCUCUGGAGGAGCUAGCCCUUCGUAUAGACCUGUAUGACUGGUACAGGUGGCUGGGAUACCUGGGCCUCCUCCUGUUCCAUGUCCUGAUCUGUUUGCUGGUUCUGUUUGGACUUAUCAGAAACUCAAAGGCCAUUCUUAUGGGGGUGUGCCUUCUAGGGGUGCUUGCCCUCAUUGUGAGCUGGGGGUCCCUUGGUCUCGAGCUGGCUGUUGCGGUGGGUUCCAGUGACUUCUGUGUUAAUCCCGAUGUCUACAUCUCCAGAGUGGUGGAGGAUAACGCAGUGCUCACUACUGAUACUCUGAACUAUUAUCUUGUCUGCAGCACCGGCUACCCAAAUCCCUUCCAGCAGAAGCUGUCGGGAAGCCACAAGGCCCUGGUGGAAAUGCAGGACGAUGUCUUGGAGCUCAUGAAGUCAGCCAUUAAAGAAUACCCCACUUCCAAGGAGUACCUGAGUCGAAUCCAGGAAGUUCUGAACUCCACAGAGAUCAACCUGCAGCACCUGACCGCCCUGGUGGACUGUCGGAGUCUGCAUCUGGAUUACAUCCAAGCUCUGACUGGCUUCUGCUAUGAUGGCGUGGAAGGGCUCAUCUACCUGGUCCUCUUCUCCUUUGUCACGGCCCUGAUGUUCAGCUCCAUCGUGUGCAGCGUCCCCCACACUUGGCAGCAGAAGAGGAGCUCAGAUGACGAUGGAGAGGAGGAGUCGACUGCUCAAGGCAACAGGCAGACGCACGACAACUUGUACAGGGUUCACAUGCCCAGCCUUUACAGUUGCGGGAGCAGCUACGGCAGCGAGACCAGCAUCCCUGCAGCGGCGCACACGGUCAGCAACGCUCCCGUCACAGAGUACAUGAGCCAAAAUGCAAAUUUCCAGAACCCCCGCUGUGAGAACACUCCUCUGAUUGGCCGGGAGUCCCCACCUCCUUCUUUGUAUUUGGCUGCCAUGGACAGUAGCAGCCAUAUGAGCUGGCAGUUUAAGCCCUCGGACAGUGCUCGGACGUACUGGUAACAGCGCCCGCAAAACCAAACAGUAUACCUCCAGCAUGAGAGCCAAAUACCUCGCCACCAACCAGCCUCGGCCGGACUCUGGCAGUGUGCAUUAAGAAACUGGGGCGCGUGGACGUCAAAACGGUGAACAGAACGUGCCAACUGCUGCCAUGCUGUGCUGCCCCCUACAGAAGGACCCUGCUUAUUUCUUCCCGUCCCGAAUCCAGCUCAGUUUCUUUCCCAGCUUCUCUGCUCCUCUGGCCUGGUGCACAUUUACUUGGAGGAGACCUGGGUGGACGCUCGCUACAGGUCAAGGCUCCUUGCACCUCUUUGUGUGUGUCUCUGUGUGUGUGUGUCUGUGUGUGUGUGGUGGGUGGAAGCGUGAUGAAUCCACAUGCAUGCGCACAUGCGCAGGAGACGCCCCAGCUCAUCCGUACGGCCCCUUCCGUGUGCGGCUACCUUUUCCCAACAGCCAGCCAGCCAGCAAUUUGCAGCUUGCCACCGCCUCCUCCCCACCCACCCUGGCCCACGUCUGACCCAUAGAGGGUGAAAAUUGGUCUCGUGAGCGUGUCCCAGUGAAUGUUCUCCUUGGCGGAACUGUUCUGCAGAGCACCUACUCGUACAAAAAAGCCGCCCGUAAUGCGCACACAGCCGUCGAUCUCGUCACGCGCACCCAGCUCUUCCGACGCGUCUCCUUCUCUUUGCCCUGCUCUGGAGAAUCCUCCUUUCCUUCUAGGAGCAACAGAUUCCCGCCACGGAUGCCGACCUGGGGCUCCACGUCUCCCCUCGCCUCUCAAGCAAGAUUCGGCUGAUUCAGUACCUCCCCUUCGGUUCGGAUCGGAUCCUUCCAGCUCGCGUUUGCUUCCUCCCUGGCCAUCUUGGGGAAAAGGCGGGGGCUUCCUGCACCAGCUGCCCUGUAUGGCCCUCCCCUCUUUCAUGCACACAGGCCGGUUGUGCUGAAGUGGCCCGUUCCAAUUUGCUGCUGCAGUUCCCAACAGCAACAGGCUUAAUCGAUCCCGCCCCCCGCCUUUUGAGCUUGGCGUGGAGAUGCUCAGCGGGAGCCAGCAACCCCUUCUGGUGCCAAAAUAUCCCAGGAAAUCAUUUAAGGAGCACGGGGGUGGGGGAGGGUAUUUAUAUUUUUUGGCAGGGGGUACUGAAGAGAUCACCUAGUCUCUGCCCUGGCGUGAGUCGGCAGGCAGCCACGAACGCAGCACCAGUGGGGUUGCUUGUCCUCCCUGUGGCCACCGGAGACCGCCUAACCCUUCUGAGUGUUGGGACGUGCACUCAGACGGGCCCCCGGAGCUUUUGGCUCUAGUCGUGCGUCUCUGGCCGCUCCGCAGGAAACCUGAGGACCUGCGCCCCUCCUGGGUCCCAGCACCAGAAAGCAGAGCAGAGGUGAACUCCUGUGAAUGUCUUCACGGCUGUUGGUGGCGUUCUCUUCUGUCCGUCCUGCUCACCCUGGCCUUUGCCAGUGGCAUCUUAAUAUGUGGCGUGUGGGCAGCGUUGACGAGCGGGCAGUUCUGGGGAGAGCAGUUACCCCCUCGCCGAUGGCAGCCCUACAAUUCCGGCACUGAAGGGCCACCUACAGGCCGGGGAAACCAGUUUCCACUUUGAGCAUCUGGGCUUUCCUCCCGGCCCCGCUAACCUACAACAGGGCUCGUCAGGGGAAGCGCAUCUCCCAAAACGUCAGCCGAGAGACAGGAUCAUUAGCCUUACCGUGAAGUCUCUGUGGCUCGAAUGUUCAGCUUCUCCUUUUAAUUUCCGUAGGAGGCAUUGGCUGGCCUGGACCACGGACUCUGCCCUCCCCCCCCCCCCAAGACAGUAUUGCUGAACUCCCUGAAACUCACCACCCAUGUAGCCAUUUUUCUCUAGCUCUUUGCCGAAAGGUAAACUGCUGUGAUGCCUUUUUGUUACACGUUUUGCACAUUUCCCGGAGGUCUUGUGAGUCUUCCCUUUAGAAAUAAGUUGUUUGUUCCAAGAGGCACAGCAGUGACCUUUUCUCUUUAUUUUCUCUUUCUUUCUUUCUUUCUUUCUUUCUUUCUUUCUUUCUUUCUUUCUUUCUUUCUUUCUUUCUUUCUCUCUCUCUCUCUCUUUCUCUCUCUCUCUUUCUUUCUUUCUUUCUCUCUCUCUUUCUCUCUCUCUUUCUUUCUUUCUUUCUCUCUCUCUCUCUUUCUCUCUCUCUCUUUCUUUCUUUCUUUCUUUCUUUCUUUCUUUCUUUCUUUCUUUCUUUCUUUCUUUUUCUCUUUCUCUCUCUCGCUCUCUUUUUCUUUCUUUCUUUCUGGGUGCCGUUUGUGGCAGUUUGUGGAGAAAAGGAAGCCUUUGCUUUUAAAGGCCUGGAAAGUCCAGUUGCUCUGCAUGCCUAUCAACAGCAGAGCAAGUGUUUAAAUGUGCCUCUGAAUCUAGACUGAAAAUUUGGCAUCCAGUUACCUUCGGGAAGAUGACUAAGAAGUCAAAAGCAAUCACAUUUUUGAUUGUAUUUAUGUAUGUAUGUACGUAUGUAUGUAAGUGCAUGCAUACAACAAAAUACACAAAAAUACAUGUGUGUGUACAAAUACACACACACACACACAUACACAUUCACUCACACCUCUAUUGAGAGAGACCUAUUUCCCCAUCCGUCUGACUCCAAAAAUGGUCCAUCCCCUUGCCUUUUAAGGUCCAUUGCACACACGACACAGUCGCAAACCAGGGAUUGCCAUUCAAUGUACUGUCAAAAAAGGAACCACAACUCUGAUGGCAUCCUGCUCCCUCUGUGUGAGGGACACGUUUUCAAGACAACUGUCCUUGUCUGACUUUUUUUAGAUAUGCACUUAAAGCGAAACAACUUAGGUGUACUCCUAAAAGGACCCCAAAGGUGCUAAAAAGGCCCUCAGGAUACUGAGGAAGCAGCCUUUAAAACAAAAAACUUAGCGAAGGCAUAGUGUUUUGUUUUUUUAAAGAAAAAGUCUUAAGAAAGGAAAAGGUUCAACUGAGGUUUCCCUCCCCACAUUAAUCUUAGGAGAAGAAAGUGGUAAGGCUGGGGAUUAUGGGAAUUGAAGUCCAGCAACGUCUGGGCACCCACGCUUGAGAACGCCUCCACUGAGGUACAAAAAUCAGUCAGCACUGUACACACCAAUGCUAAAGGAGGACCAAAAAUUACAUUACAGGAACCACUACGUGAAUUCCGUUCCCACGCUUCCAUCCUUCCAAGGUUACGACCACUUGUGCCACAAAGAGGCAGUUCCAACAGAGGGCGCUGGAGGACCCCAAAUUCCAGAUGGGAGACCAGCAUUGUGUCUUUGAGUGGAUUCCCAGGAGGAGGCCGUACGGAAGAGAGAACUGGUGUAAUAUGCGCAAGCUCAGUGGCCUCUUGUCUACUGGACAGAUUCCGCCUGGUACUCCUAGACUUGAAAAAAUGACUUCAGUUCUGUAGAAAGUCGCCACACCCAGCUGUCUCGAUUGCAUGUGCUACGGGGCCUUGGUGUAUUUUAAUUCACAUGGGCAAGACUCCACUUCGUUUCUAAUGAGAUUUUUAAAUAUAUAUAUAUAUACACACACAUGGAUUCCUGGGUGACAUCAACAGCACGUGGGGAAUCUCCUGGGACUGGUCUGAAAAUAGACCCACUUCAGAGCAAGUGGCUGGUGUGGUCAUUUACGCAUGGGCACAUAGAAAUGUGCAUGCCCACAGCCGUGACCUGCCAGUGAGGGGACAGCGUGCACCCGAAAUGGAUGUGCUGGCAGCAUGUCUGUGCAAUGGGCUUCUCAGGAGUUGUAUUUUUGUGGGGGGGCCCCCCUCCCCAGCACCAGCGUCUAACUGGAUUUAUCCCAAGGGACUGACCGGCAGGGUUUAUUUUAGCUGGCUGUGGUGCCUAUCGGAGCUAUGAAGCAUUUUCAGUACAGCAAGUAAGCCUGCAAAAGACUUUAUUCCGCCCCCCCCCCCUUUCCUGAUUUGUAUGAGUUUUUAAGUAACGUUAUGAAAUCUCAACGCCACAACUACUCGGGAUGUGUCCCAGCUGACUUCCUCAGCAACUCACAGGCGCUUUCAAAAAAAUACUUCACCGUCGCAUUGAUUUUGCAUACCAUUUCAGAAGUCCUGGGGAAAACGAGAAACAGAUCUCUAGUGCUGCCUACGCAGAAUAUCAGUGAGGCGACAGUGCCUAGGAAUGGCGAACUGGAGUAGCAAAAACUUUUCUUUAAAAAAAGAAAAAAAUUCCCUUAAGCACAUAUAUGGCCAUCCGCUUGUCUGGUGUCUCUGGUUGAUUUUCCCCACCCCAUGGCAUUGUCUGAGCACUUUGGUUUGGUUUUUUUUAAAUUUGUGAACCCAGAACCUUGUCAACCAAGCACAUAAAACAUCUCCACAAUGUGAAAUGUAAAUAGCAUGUUGGACUCUUCUGCGUCCGGUGUUCAAGACUGCAUUGUAAUCGUUUUUUUAAAAAGGAAACAAAAAAAGAGGAAAUUGAAUCAAGAUUGGCUGUGAACUUAUUUUUUUAUUUUUGUGCUGUCUUGGAAAUAUUACUGUAGUGUGUGUAUCCUGUCUGUAAUAUUAGCUGACUCCGUUUUUGAGUUCGCUUUUGCUGAUGGUUGAAAAGGGUUCAUAGAUGGCGUGCGUUCAUCUAUCCUGACUGGAGGAGUUAGAGGCUUCUCCGUUGUCCCCAAUGCCAGUUAAAAUAUCACUCGAAAGAUACUUCAGUUUAGUGGCUCAAGUGAAGCCAGCUUAGAAGUGAUAGCGGCAGUACAGUUUAGGUUGAAUAUGACCUACUUGUAUAGGGAGAGUUUGAAAUUAAUUAACCAUGGGAGAAAUUUGAGAGUGGGGAAGGUUUAAGGGUAAUAUUUCCAAGUCACGUAUAUUAGGAGCUGCUACUCAGCACAGACCGCCCUAGAUAUUCAGGCCUGUGCAACAUGUUGCCCGUGACAACACAAAAACGGCGGCAUUUGAUGUGCCUGCUGGGUCCCAGUCAAUGUUCCCCUCUAACAGGGAUUCCCAGAUGUUGUUGACUACAACUCCCAGAAUCCCCAAGCAAAAGCCAUUGCAGCUGGAGAUUCUGGGAGCUGUAGUCAACAACAUCUGGGGACCCCUGUUAGAGGGAACACUGGUCCCAGUAUGGUAGGCUGUGCUUGGCUUGGGAUAUGAAGUUGGGCAUGCCUUAAGAGCACUAGGGUGCAAUCAUGGAUGCACAGCCCUAUCAUGCUUCUCUCCCUUCUCCCGUGAUGGACAUAUGUGUGGUCCUACCCUGUGUAUAUCAAGCAAAAGGGAAGAACACUUCCUGCUUCUUGGAGUGGUCGAUGCAAAAAUGGCGGACUGAGCCAAGAACAGAAAGAACUAGAAAGUCGUGUCUGAUCUAGUGGCUGCCCAUGUAGAUAGAGCCUGGUCAACAGCAGUUGACUACUGACCCAGUCCAAAGCAGCAAGGGAGUCUGUCUUUUGGUGCCGGCUGGUCUGGUCUGGUUGGUGCCAUCUCGGGGGAACGAAUGCUCACUGUGAUUUUUGACAAGGUCGACCCCCCUAGAGAUGGAAAAUUGGUGAUCGCAUUUCAGGACAUCUUGCUUUUGGUGUGUUCUCGUGCUUUGAUUGUCCCGACUGUCAGGCAGAUUUGCAAGGGUGUGUUAAAAGCUUUGAAAGGUUUUAAGAACUGGGGAAAGUACCACAAAGUUUUGCUGGUCGGUGACCGUAAUAAAGAUUGAAUUGAGUUGAACCCCACGAAAUUUUAUUCAGUGUGGUCAGAGGAAUAGCAACGACAAUUGGCAGGAAUGUCCUCCAGUGUAGGGAUGUGCAUGGACCACGGUUUGAACUGCAGCACUUUGAGGGAAAUGGAGCUUUAAGGAAACUGAGAGUCUCCGCCUCACCCUAAAGCUUCCUACAGCACUUCCAUGCAGUGCAUCCCAGCAACCCCCCUGUGGCACGCCAUGACAGCAACCCUAUGCUUAAAGUUCUCUGUCCAAUUUCUCCAAGAGUGUCCGAACCGCGGUUCGAACCGCAAUUCAUGCGCAUCUCUAAUCCAAAGAUCAUUCCAUGGAGAGAGUACGGCAGUUUGUCCCUUACCAUAACCCUUUGCUCUGUGACUGCAAUGGCUGCAAUUUUACCCUAACCUUUUGGGGGUAGGUCUAAAGGAGUGCAGACCCGGAGAAAGCUGUGAGUGUAACCAUGCUUUCCCUUGCUUUCCAUCUCAAGGGGGUUCGACGUUGCCAAACGCACUGUUGGCAUGCAUCCCCUGGGAUGAUGCCGAUAGCCCGGAUUUGUGGCCCUGGUCCACGGACGACUUGGUGUGCAAUGCAGAUUCCUUUUCUUGGCACACAAGGGCGCCACGCACUGGACCAUUUCACACAACCGCAUGCAUCACAGCCAUGGUGGACAGUUGGGUUGUGUGAAAUAUUUCUCCACGGUAUGGUUUUAUGCAGUACCCAUUUUCGGAGGCCAACUUCUCACGCCAUGCAGUCAUUCAAAACGUGCUAUAAAUUAAAAAAAAAUUUUUUUUUAAGGCUGCAGAGAUGCAAUGCAUUCUGUUAGAACUGCUUUAUUUUCUUCCUCGGCCCUUUAUGUUCCAGGUGAGCAUCCUUAAGUGUCUCUUGGUCACAGGAUUUUCACUCCCCGAUCCCUUCCUAGAACUCCCAUCUCAUUGGCUGUGUGUGCCGGCCGAGAUCCAAAGACCCACUGCUUCUGUGGACAUGGGCUUCUUCAGGAGCAGUCUUCUCCCCGGGCCGCUGUUCAAAGGGUGGGGAGAGAGGAGAACCUCCAGGGCAUGCACACGUAAUGCUUUGGAUCCAGGCGUUGUGUUAGGCAUGCUAACUGCAAGGUGCCCAAGUUUGACCCCUGGAGCACGAGUUGCUCAAACCAGAAUCUCAUCUUAAAAUACUGGGGUAUUGUGUCUUCAGCCCCCAUAACUCAGGGGUUCUCAAAUGCAGCUGCCGAGGUCUUGGACUACAACUCCCAUCACUCCCUGUAUUGUGGCAGGGGGUGAUGGGAGUUGUAGUCCAACACCUGGUCACCCACGAUUGGGAACCCCUGCCGCAACAAUCCAUAAAGAAGGGAUUAAUAAAUAAAGGAGGCAGGGGUGAGCUCGGACAUUAGACAGGUGAUGUCUAAUGUGAUAGGAGUGGGAGAGUUGCGGGAGCACAGAUGCAGGAUUUUGUAUUUGACUUCUCCUUUGCCGCAUGAACCACGGAGGGAGGGCAGGGGGGUUUGCAUGGCCGUGCUGUUCUCUGCAAACUGGGAGACUCCCCUCCCCUGCCUGUGUGCCGUUUUUUGCUUUGCCAUCCUGCACAGGAAGAUGCCGGCUUUGUUCUCUAAUUUAUUUAUUUAUAACUCUGACAUGGCACCCUUCCAUCCGGGCCGCGUUUGGGCCAAACCGAAAUCUUCAGGCCACUUUCACACGACCGCAACGUAGGCCACUGUAAGGAGCGCAGAGAUGUGUCCUCUUUUGGCAAAACGAGGGUUCCUCUGCUCUCUGGUGAGGUCGUUCUUUGGUGCUCGCCAUCCUCAACACCACGGCCCUCCUCUCUAUGCAAUGCCGGUUCUCCUAAAUCUCAUCCGGAAUCUCUUGUCUGCAAGGGCUCCAUCUCUUGACGUGGCAGGCCAGGAUUCCCCGAACUUUUGUUUUGACAAGCCUUCGGUGCCAGGAGUUGCAGCCAAGGUCUGCCAACUCUUUGACAAGCCACUAUAUAUGUCACUGGUGAAUCUGAUUAUCCCCAUGCUGUGGAAAGUUUCACCUGCUGAUUUCUGCAUAUCAGUCUGCAGAAAUGAGUGAGAGGCACAAGAGCAAGUCAGGCUGGGUUUCUUUUCUGGUCAGCUGGCAAGCCGACUUGCCCAGAUCCCUUUUUCAUAAGAGUAAACCUUGGGAAUGGGUCCAUAGCUCGAUGUUAGAGCAUCUGCUUUGCUUGCAGAAGGUCCCAGGUUCACUCCCUGGCAGCAUCUCCAGGUAGGGCUGGGAGCGACUCCUGCCUGGAACCUUAGAGAGCCGCUGCCAGUCAGUGUAGGGCAAUACCAAGCAAGAUGGACCCAUGAUCUGGCUCAGUAAGGCAGUUUCCUUACUCUGGAAGUUCCCUGUGGAUUUAAUUCUCCUGACAUUUUCCUAUGUGCACAAAAACCUACCAAGGACGAUUUAACUGCCCUUUUAAUUCUGGGUUUGUUUUAAAUCACAAUGGUUCUAUAUCAUACCACUUUAAAAAAAAAAAAAAAGCCUUUGGAUGUAACUUGUUCAUUUCUGAGGUGUUCUGCACUUACCCAAAAUGUUCUUAAAAUUGUGGGGAUUUAAAUCGAGGAGUGAGCCCAAUUUAUUUUUUAUUUUUUGUAUCCUUCCCUUUACUUGGUUAGUUCUAUUAAUUGUACGGUAGCUAUUUUUAACUGGUUUAUUUUUUCCCCCUUUUGUUCUGCAAAUAUUAAAAAGAAGAAAAUUCUAAAUGUAAUUUCUGUGGUUUCUAUUCAGCUUGGGUUUAAUGUUUUAAAAUAAACAACUUCAAAAAAGGCA
Hemicordylus capensis (graceful crag lizard) is the source of this 10135-nucleotide messenger RNA. RefSeq names its product tweety family member 3 (gene TTYH3). Gene Ontology annotation, cellular component: plasma membrane. Gene Ontology annotation, molecular function: volume-sensitive chloride channel activity; intracellularly calcium-gated chloride channel activity. The record is from RefSeq and is a predicted model, not a curated record. The coding region runs from base 53 to 1717 and encodes 554 amino acids. The transcript has 15 exons. NCBI's taxonomy places the organism in Eukaryota, Metazoa, Chordata, Lepidosauria, Squamata, Cordylidae.